CGGUCGACGUUGAGGGUUCUUGUAAUUGUGAAAUGGCAGCUGUGUGCAGCCAAAAAAUGGCUGUGAGAAAUCAGAUUCCAACAAAUCCUUUACCGACGGAUAGUUUCAGUAUACGUUGUGAAAAAUACUUCUCCGAGUUGAACCGGUGGUAAUUGUUUGAUUUGAUUAGUUUCAUUAAUCUUGACCCAUACAGGAUGUAGCGUUUGUUUGCAUGUCAAAACUUCCAACGUAAACACGCUUUUUUGUGAUUCGGUUACCCAUUUAGUUUUAUCACUACAUAUUACAAAGACCUGAUGGAAGUAUGGAGAUCAAUAUUUCUUGGACAAUUUCUGUCAGUUCUUCUGUGCACCAGUGCUGUGAUCAGCCAACUACUCUAUGCAAAUUAUGGAGUUGCGGCUCCCACUGCCCAGUGCUUUCUCAAUUAUGUCUUGCUGUGUUUGGUGUUUACCACAACUUUGGCAUGUCGACCAGGAGAAGGAGGAUUAUUGAGUGUACUGAGAAAAAGAGGCCUGAAGUAUUUCUUCCUUGCAAUAGCUGAUGUGGAAGCUAACUAUUUAGUUGUGCAAGCAUAUCAGUACACCACUUUAAGAAGUGCUCAACUAUUGGAUUGUUUUGCAAUCCCAGCAGUUCUUGUGCUUAGCAGAACUGUUCUCAAAGUGAGAUAUCAAAUUAUACAUGUUAUUGGAGUCAAAGUUUGCCUGGUAGGAAUAUUCUGCCUAGUAUGGGCAAUCCCUGAUGAAAAUAAUGAAACAGCAAAAGACAGAUUGAUUGGUGACCUGAUGUGCAUAGGUGGAGCACUGUUGUAUGGAAUAAUAAUCAUAGCUGAAGAGUAUGUAGUGAAAACAAUAGAUUGUGUUGAGUUUUUAGCCAUGAUCGGUCUAUUUGGAAGUGUAAUCAAUGGGGUGCAACUAGCUGCCUUGGAACAUGAACAAGUUGCAAGUAUUGACUGGUCAGAAUGGCGAGUUAUUGUCCUGUUGGCGGCUUUCACUCUCACGUUGUUUACCUACUACACAAUUACACCGAUCGUAAUGAAGAUAACAAGUGCAAUGGCUAUCAACUUAUCGCUUCUCACCGCUGAUUUUUACACGCUUGUCAUCGGCGUGCUACUGUUUCAGUUUAAAUAUGAUGUUAUGUACGCGCUAUCCUAUGCGCUGGUGGUGGCUGGAGUAGUGAUUUUCUGCUCACGCUCAGCACCCAUUUAUUCACAAACUUUUGGUCCAAGGUUAACUUUGCCUCGUACCAUUACAACAACGACGACAACGACCAAUAUGAGCUCACACAACUCAAGCCACGACAUGCAAUUCAAUAUGCAAAGCCUCGGUUGCCCACCGCCGCCACCACCGCCAGUUGUACGUUCUGGAAUGCCCGCGCACACUUCUAUAUCCUUACCUGUUUACUGCCAUAGUGCUGAGACGACGUAUGGCACCUACAGAAGGAGACGUCCUGGAACUGCAGUGAAAGACAGCGAAGAAUAUUACCAGGUUACUAGAAAUCCAGGACUUCAUGGUAGCCAGGUGGAAGAAUUGACGACAUCGUUCGACGGGCGAGAUUCAACGCCGGUCCCUGUGAAUACGCGAACUGGGUUAGAGUCUACACCUGCUCCGGAAAGAAUGCUUUUGGGUGGACGAGAACCAUGUCCACAAACACUUCCACAGCAACCACUGCGUCCCCUCCCUUCACUAGAUAGUACGUUUACUCAGACGGUGAAACUGAAACUGCCACCUAGUCCAAAUCUAGGAGGAUCGGGAACGAUGCAUUCCAACCGAAUGCAACAACUUCCUCACUGUACUCUUCCAAGGUCACGUGGACACAAAGAAGUUACUUUCAAUCCACAGGCUACGUUCCAAGUCUAUAGGAGGCCAAGCGCCUGUUACGAUGGAGAUGAACAACUGUAACACUAGUCAAAAGAACUGAUGCUGAGGCUAUCUUACGCAAUAAAACGGUCAUUUUCUCUUCCGCCACUGCCAUGACAAUUUGGGAAAAUACGUGUUAGCCCUAAAAUCGUUUUUCUAAAAAAAAAAAAAAAAAAAAAAAAGGCAAGUAAGACGACAUAACAAAAAGAAAAAGCCUCGUUGUAAGGACCAUUCUGGUUUUCUAUGACCAUCUCUUUUCUUUCUGUCUUUUUGUCUGCCCAUUUUCGUGAAACCUCCCGGUACUUAUGUCGGUAUCAUAUCCUUGUUCAACCUGUCUAAUCAUUUAAAGAUUUCUUCCUCUAAUUGUUGGUAUUUAUCAACAUUGACUUCCAAAUUCAUUUGUUCUAAGUUUUCACUAUAUACUGUAUUUCUUUGAGAUUCACAAUUUCGAAAAGCGUUCGUGGAUGAAUUAUUGCCCUGCAAACUUGUGUUCGUACGUUAUUGCAUACUGAAAAGAGCUUUCGGUUAACCUUAUGAUUUUCUAGUCAAUGUUCAAGUCUUCACUAAGUUUUUUGCUGCCAUAUACAUUUGUUAUCAAUUUCUGUA
Molecule: messenger RNA, 2459 nt
Organism: Daphnia magna
Lineage: Eukaryota; Metazoa; Arthropoda; Branchiopoda; Diplostraca; Daphniidae
Product: solute carrier family 35 member F2
Exons: 10
Coding region: 294-1895 (533 amino acids)
Biological process (GO): transmembrane transport
Cellular component (GO): membrane
Molecular function (GO): transmembrane transporter activity
Source: RefSeq, a predicted model, not a curated record